AUGGCUGCUCGUCUUCCACAAGUCGCUCGCCUCAUCCUCUUCACUGGCCCAAAUUGUUCACUUUGCGACGUUGCAAAGUUAGAGCUGGCAAAAGUCAAGCAGUCGUAUCAAUUCGACUUGGAAAUAGUCAACAUACAGGAUAAAGGCCAGGAAAACGAAAGGUCGCUGGGACGCCUCCACCAUACUCGAAUCCAUGAGGCAGCGGAAUGCGGCACUGGAAGCUCGGGAGGAAGUUGUCUAGAGAGUAGUCCUUGCGGGUCCAAUGCCGCCUCCAACUUUUACAUCGAUACUUUGGGGUCAGCUUGGCUGCAAGAAUCGUCACCUCAGUUAUGCUUUUAUGACAGGCACGUCUCAAAUAUCCUAGGCGAGAAUCAGAUUCCAUCCCCUCAACUCCUUGAUGCUCGCUUUUGCUUCAACUGCGGCUCGUCUGAUCACAUCAUUGGGUCCUGUCCUGAACCGCAUAAUCAUCCCCUCAUCUCACUUUCGCGACAACUCUUCAAUUUUUUGCGCCCUGAUGGGCAAACGAGGGAACCGGGCAGGUUUCAUGUUGUUGAAGCUUGGAAGAAACAACGACUUGAAUGGUUGGAGUUUUUUCAGCCUGGAAAGGUUGUU
Molecule: messenger RNA, 612 nt
Organism: Suillus clintonianus
Lineage: Eukaryota; Fungi; Basidiomycota; Agaricomycetes; Boletales; Suillaceae
Exons: 4
Molecular function (GO): zinc ion binding; nucleic acid binding
Source: RefSeq, a predicted model, not a curated record